Messenger RNA from Fraxinus pennsylvanica, 987 nucleotides. Lineage: Eukaryota; Viridiplantae; Streptophyta; Magnoliopsida; Lamiales; Oleaceae. The record is from the annotation of a GenBank genome assembly.
AUGGCAGAAGAAAAUGCUGGAAUUGCUAAGGAUGUGACUGAAUUGAUUGGUAAAACCCCAUUGGUUUACCUGAAUAAUAUUGUUGAUGGUUGUGUUGCGCGUGUUGCGGCCAAGCUGGAAUCUAUGGAGCCAUGCUCUAGUGUUAAGGAUAGGAUUGGUUAUAGCAUGAUUUCAGAUGCUGAGGCAAAAGGCCUUAUCAAACCUGGGGAGAGUGUCCUUAUUGAACCUACAAGUGGUAACACGGGCAUAGGCUUGGCAUUCAUGGCAGCAGCAAAGGGAUACAGGCUUAUCAUUACGAUGCCUUCUAGUAUGAGUCUCGAGAGAAGAAUUAUUCUCCUUGGUUUUGGUGCUGAAUUGGUGCUCACUGACCCUGCAAAGGGAAUGAAAGCUGCUGUUCAGAAAGCUGAAGAGAUACGAGACAAGACACCUAACUCAUACAUUCUUCAGCAGUUUGAAAAUCCUGCCAACCCGAAGAUACAUUAUGAAACCACUGGACCAGAGAUCUGGAAAGGGUCGAAUGGAAAAAUUGAUGCUUUUGUUUCUGGGAUUGGUACUGGAGGGACAAUCACUGGUGCGGGAAAGUUCCUUAAAGAGCAGAACUCUGAUAUAAAGCUGUUUGGUGUAGAACCAGUUGAAAGUCCUGUUCUUUCUGGUGGAAAACCUGGUCCUCAUAAGAUUCAAGGAAUUGGUGCUGGUUUUAUUCCUGGUGUUUUGGAGGUUGAUCUUAUUGAUGAAGUAAUUCAAAUUUCAAGCGAUGAAGCCAUAGAAACUGCAAAGCUUCUAGCAUUGAAAGAAGGAUUGCUAGUCGGAAUAUCAUCUGGUGCUGCAGCAGCUGCUGCAAUUAGGAUUGCGAAGCGACCAGAGAAUGCUGGAAAACUCAUUGUUGUGAUUUUCCCAAGUUUUGGAGAGCGGUAUCUCUCCUCUGUGCUUUUUGAAUCCGUGAGCUUUCUUCAAAUGUAUCAGAUGAAAUUGUUGGAAAUAAUGUGA